Messenger RNA from Neofelis nebulosa (Clouded leopard), 2939 nucleotides. RefSeq names its product phospholipase C delta 4 (gene PLCD4). The transcript has 15 exons. Gene Ontology annotation, biological process: lipid metabolic process; intracellular signal transduction. NCBI's taxonomy places the organism in Eukaryota, Metazoa, Chordata, Mammalia, Carnivora, Felidae. The coding region runs from base 47 to 2353 and encodes 768 amino acids. Gene Ontology annotation, molecular function: calcium ion binding; phosphatidylinositol-4,5-bisphosphate phospholipase C activity. The record is from RefSeq and is a predicted model, not a curated record.
CCUUGCUCCUUUAGGUGACUGGCACCAGCUUGUGGAGCAGUAGGCGAUGGUGUCCUUGAUGCAAGGCCGGCUGCCCAUCAAUCAAGAUGUGCUGCUGAUGCAGAAAGGCAUGCUGGCGCGCAAGGUGAGGUCCAAAAGCUGGAAGAAACUAAGAUACUUCAGACUUCAGGAUGAUGGCAUGACAGUCUGGCAUGCCCGGCAGGCAGGAGGCAAGGCCAAGCCCAGCUUCUCAAUCUCUGAUGUGGAGACAGUGCGUGAGGGCCAUGAGUCUGAGCUGUUGCGCAGCCUGGCAGAGGAGUUCCCCCUGGAGCAGGGCUUCACCAUCGUCUUCCAUGGCCGCCGUUCCAACCUGGACCUGGUGGCCAACAGCGUUGAGGAGGCCCAGAUAUGGAUGCAGGGGCUCCAGCAUUUGGUGGACUUUGUCACCAGCAUGGACCAAAAGGAGCGGCUGGACCAGUGGCUGAGUGACUGGUUCCAGCGUGGAGACAAGAACCAGGAUGGUCGCAUGAGUUUCCCAGAGGUCCAGCGGUUACUACACCUGAUGAAUGUGGAAAUGGACCAGGAAUAUGCCUUGCAGCUUUUCCAAGCAGCAGACACAUCCCAGUCCGGGACUCUGGAAGGAGAAGAAUUUGUAGAGUUCUAUAAGGCGUUGACUAAGCGCCCUGAGGUGCAGGAAGUGUUUGAAAACUUUUCAGCUGAUGGGCAGAAGCUGACCCUGCUGGAAUUUGUGGAUUUCCUCCGAGAGGAGCAGAAAGAAGGAGAAAGAGCUUCAGACCUUGCUCUGGAACUCAUCGACCGCUAUGAGCCUUCAGAUAGCGGCAAAGUGCGACAUGUGCUGAGCUUGGAUGGCUUCCUCAGCUACCUCUGCUCGAAGGAUGGCGAUGUCUUCAACCCAGCCUGCCUCCCCAUCUACCAGGAUAUGACUCAACCCCUGAACCACUAUUAUAUCAACUCCUCUCACAACACCUACCUAGUGGGGGACCAGCUUUGUGGCCAGAGCAGCGUCGAAGGAUAUAUACGGGCCCUGAAGAGGGGGUGCCGCUGUGUGGAGGUGGAUAUAUGGGACGGACCUAGUGGGGAGCCUAUCGUUUACCAUGGACACACCCUGACCUCCCGCAUCCCGUUCAAAGAUGUCGUGGCCACUGUAGCACAGUACGCCUUCCAGACAUCAGACUACCCAGUCAUCUUGUCCCUGGAGAACCACUGCACGUGGGAGCAGCAGCAGGUCAUGGCGCUUCAUCUGACCGAGAUCUUGGGGGAGCAAUUGCUGAGCACAACCUUGGACGGGCUGCUGCCCACUCAACUGCCCUCGCCUGAGGAACUUAGGAGGAAGAUCCUGGUGAAGGGGAAGAAGCUACAGACCCUUGAGGAGGACCUCGAGGAAGAGGAAGAGGAGGAAGUGCUGGAGUCUCAACUGGAGGGAGAGCAGGAGGCUAAGCCAGAGCUGGAGGCCCAGUCUGAGUCUGAGCCCCAGGAGCUGAGCCCCCGCAGUAAGGACAAAAAGAAGGACAAGAAAUCCAAACCCAUCAUGUGUCCAUCCCUCUCUGCCCUGGUUGUCUACUUGAAGGCCGUCUCAUUCCACAGCUUCACUCACUCGAGGGAGCACUACCGCUUCUAUGAGACAUCGUCUUUCUCUGAAACCAAGGCCAAGAGCCUCAUCAAAGAGGCUGGCAAUGCGUUUGUGCAGCACAACGCCUGGCAGUUAAGCCGUGUGUAUCCCAGUGGCCUGAGGACAGAUUCGUCCAACUACAACCCCCAGGAACUCUGGAAUGCGGGUUGCCAGAUGGUGGCUAUGAAUGUGCAGACUGCGGGGCUGGAGAUGGACAUCUGUGAUGGGCUCUUCCGCCAGAACGGUGGCUGUGGCUAUGUGCUGAAGCCAGACUUCCUGCGUGACAUCCAGAGUUCCUUCCACCCAGAGAGGCCCAUCAGCCCUUUCAAAGCCCAGACCCUCCUAAUCCAGGUGAUCAGUGGUCAGCAACUCCCCAAGGAGGACAUGACUAAAGAGAGGUCCAUUGUGGAUCCACUGGUGAGAGUUGAAAUCUUCGGUGUCCGCCCAGACACAACCCGGCAAGAGACGAGCUAUGUGGAGAACAAUGGUUUUAAUCCAUACUGGGGGCAGACACUAUGCUUCCGGGUCCUGGUGCCUGAACUGGCCCUGCUGCGUUUUGUGGUAAAUGAUUACAACUGGAAAACCCGACACGACUUUAUUGGGCAGUACACACUUCCUUGGAGCUGCAUGCAACAAGGCUACCGCCACAUACACCUACUCUCCAAGGACGGCACCAGCCUCCAUCCAGCCUCCAUCUUUGUGCAUAUCUGCAUCCGGGAAGGACUAGAGGGGGAUGAAUCCUAAGGCGGGCACUUCUUGGGAAGGGUGGGUGCGCUGGCUUGAGACGGUAAGAAAAACCUGGAAGGAUGCUCCAGAAGGCAAACAGAGGUGGUAAAAACCAGGUUUUGGGUUGUGCAUUCCUAAGCACAAAAUUACCUCACCUUUCCUAACAAGCAAAUCUAGGACCUGAUCUUUCACUCUCUCUCUCUUCCCUUUCUUCGUUUUUCCACCUGUGGUAUCUUUUCUGCCCCUUUCUUCGCAUACUCUCUGCUGGACUUCCUUCCUCUUGCCACAGCCUCAAUCCCAUACCUCAGUCCCAAAGGAUGAAUCUCUUUCAUCAACCCUGGCUCAAACGAUGGUUGCCACCAGAAACCCAGAGAGGGGCUUGGAGCAGAGAAACACCAAGAGGCAUUAUCCCCUCCACACUAACUUCCUUAAAGCUCAGAGCCAAGGAAAGGAUAGACCAAUCCUCCAGGUUCCCCAGGCAAAGGCUGGGGAAGGAGACCUGACCCCAAGACUACACGGACUCUUAAGAGAACACUGCACAGCCGAGUCCCCACUGGACUGCUCUUCCCUAGUCCCACUUGUAUAAACAGAGCUUUUCUCCCCA